Messenger RNA from Camellia sinensis, 508 nucleotides. The record is from RefSeq and is a predicted model, not a curated record. NCBI's taxonomy places the organism in Eukaryota, Viridiplantae, Streptophyta, Magnoliopsida, Ericales, Theaceae.
AAAAAACCAAUUAGGGCAACGGAAAACAUUUGACAAACAGAUCGAGGCUUCGCCACUCUCUCUCUCUCUCUCUCCUAAAAGAAGGUGCCUAUUCGUCUUCUGAUCUUCCAUCUUCGAUUUAGGGCAUUGACUCUCUCUCUCUCUCUCUGACACGCUUGUGUACAUAGUUCACAGUUUUUCCCGAAUGCUGCCACAUUGUAAGCUAAGGGAAACAGUUGAAUAUUGUCGAAGUUUGGAUAUAUUUACAUAGGAGAAUGGCAGAUGGAAUAUCAAGCUUCUGGUGUCCUGUCACAUCCACCACAGAGUGGUGUGAAAAAAAUUAUGUAUACUCUUCCUAUAUUGCGGAAUUCUACAACACCACAUCUAAUAUCCCAUGCAUUCUUUUGGCACUAAUAGGCUUAAUAAAUGCCUUAAGCCAACCGUUUGAGAAGAGAUUUAGUGUUCUUCAUAUAUCAAAUAUGAUACUAGCUAUUGGGAGCAUGUUAUUCCAUGCCACGUUGCAACAUGU